AUGGGAACGAGUGAAGGAAUACUCAUUGUUCUAUCAAUAGUUUUAAGUGUGAACGGUAUUAAAUUUUUCAAAAGCGUCCGUCCGUCAGAAGUGUUUCAAGCUUUCCCAUGUUCCGAUCAGGAUAUAGUGUCCAAAUUUAAAACUGGUUUGGAAUCCGGGUAUAAUAUAACGAUAAAUAAACCUUUAACUAUAGCCACGGAUGUGCGAUUAAUUUUUGAUUCCCAAGCAGCUAUUCUAGUGGAUAACGUAGCAAGAUUUUCGACAGCACAGGACAACAUAUACAACAUUUUCAACCUCAUAAUAAUCCAAAAUGUCGACAGUUUCACAUUUACGGUGAAGGGACAAGCUUCUCCGUAUUCUCCGCCUUAUUUAACAAGUCUGAAAAUCAAUGGAGUAGAAAAUUGUAGAGAACAUAAUUUGACAUACUUUGAAGAUUUUCCAGUGGGAGUUAUAAAACGAUCAGGAGUUCCAGAUAGAUACUGCGGUAAACGUAAAGUAUUGCAUACAGAGUUGAUAGUGAACGGGUACAGUACAAAACCAGGGGACUGGCCCUGGCAUACCGCUAUAUAUCGUCAAGAGAAGGCUGGCCUAAAAUACGUAUGCGGUGGGACACUGGUUACUAAACAUUUUGUUCUAACAGCUGCUCAUUGCACAACAAUAAACGGCAUACCAGUACUUCCAGAUAUUCUAGGCGUAUUUUUAGGAAAAUAUAAUUUAUAUGGCAGUGAUGAAGCGAUUCAAGAAAGAGAGGUAUUUCAAGUGAUUGUCCAUGAUGAAUAUUACUCGAAGAAUCUAAAAAAUGACAUAUCUUUACUUAAGUUGAGAACUGAUGUGCUUUUCAACAACUACGUACAACCUGUUUGUCUCUGGUAUGACGAUGCCUACUACCGAUUACCUACUCUUGAUAUAUUUGGAACGGUAGUGGGAUGGGGAUUUGACUCAUCAGAUUCAUUGUCAUCAACACUUCACGCAACAACUAUGCCUAAAAUAUCAGAAUUAACCUGUGUGUUAAGCAAUCCAGUGUUUUACGGCAACUUUAUCCAAGAUGGGACAAAAUUCUGUGCUGGCUAUAGGAAUGGUACAUCUGCCUGCAAUGGGGAUAGUGGAGGUGGCUUUUUCGUUUUCGUCCCUGACUUAGCUAAAAGAGAGAAUGUACCAAAUGAUGGUGAUGUACCAGGAGCAUGGUACCUCAAAGGCAUAGUGUCAGCGAGUUUAUCGAGAAGCGAUGCACCUGUCUGCGACCCAUUUUCUUAUGUAGUUUUCUCUGAUAUAUCAAAAUAUUUAGACUGGAUUAAAGAUAAUAUAAAA
Molecule: messenger RNA, 1308 nt
Organism: Brenthis ino (lesser marbled fritillary)
Lineage: Eukaryota; Metazoa; Arthropoda; Insecta; Lepidoptera; Nymphalidae
Source: the annotation of a GenBank genome assembly